AAGGCAAAGAAGGCCAAGCGCUCCGAGGAGAGAUACAAGAAGAACAAGAAGAGAAAGGUCGAAGAGACCACCAUCGACGAUGCGCCAAAGAACGACGAGCCCGCCGCAGAAGCAGACGACCAGAAUGCCGCAGCAGACAAGACUUCAUCCAAGAAGCGCAAGCGAUCGCAAGAAGACAAGGAUCAAGCAUCGACAGAAGAUGCCGUUCCUGUAGAAGCCAAACAGCAAAAGAAGCGCAAGAAGGAACCCUCAGCCAACAAGGAGCCGCUGGCCAAAAAGGAGGGAGAUGCAGCGACAGCAGGAGAAGGCGCCGACGCAGCUGCUGCAAAGAACCAGCGCUUCAUUGUGUUUAUUGGCAAUCUUCCAUUCACGGCUACGACUGAGCAAAUCACCGAGCACUUUGCAUCCAUCCAACCGCAAUCCGUCCGUCACUCGACCGAGAAGGGUACAGGCAAGAGCAAAGGCUUUGCGUUCCUUGAGUUUGCAAACUACGAUCGUAUGAAGACGUGUCUGAAGUUGUACCACCACAGCAUGUUCGACAGUGGUGUUGGCGGCGAGAGAGGAAAGCGUAGGAUCAAUGUCGAGCUUACGGCUGGAGGCGGUGGCAGCAAGUCCGGGGCCAGAAAGGAGAAACUCAAGGAGAAGAACGUCAGACUCAACGAGCAGAGACAAAGAAGAGCAGAG
This is a messenger RNA of Aureobasidium melanogenum CBS 110374, 684 nucleotides long. RefSeq lists its product as uncharacterized. NCBI's taxonomy places the organism in Eukaryota, Fungi, Ascomycota, Dothideomycetes, Dothideales, Saccotheciaceae. The annotation marks the transcript as partial. The transcript has a single exon. The record is from RefSeq and is a predicted model, not a curated record. Gene Ontology annotation, molecular function: RNA binding.